Molecule: messenger RNA, 1968 nt
Organism: Scedosporium apiospermum
Lineage: Eukaryota; Fungi; Ascomycota; Sordariomycetes; Microascales; Microascaceae
Exons: 2
Coding region: 1-1968 (655 amino acids)
Molecular function (GO): protein binding
Source: RefSeq, a predicted model, not a curated record
AUGGAUGGCUUCUCCGUUGCGUCACUCAGCACCCUCAGCUCAUCCGUCUCUCACCGCUCACUAGCGGCUGCUGCGGAGCUGACUGACCUGCUCCGCAAAUUACCCAGCGAUCGCCAUGCCGAGCAGCUAUCCUCUCUCUCCAAAGCCCUCCAGGCAUUCAGCACGACUGUGAACCAACUUGCGAUCUCCAUCAUUAGCGCCUCAGCCAUCUCACAGCGCCUUCAAGCCCAGCUGAGCCGGUCGCUCGGGACUUGCGAGAAUGGGUUGGUGUCGAUAGGGAAACAGGUGAUGCGGCUGCAACCAGAGACAAUAACUAGCCUGAAUGAGGCAUUUUUGGCCAUACAUGACGACAUGCUAUUGGCUUAUACUCAGUUGUUUGGCUACUUCGAGCAGGUUCUUGCAAUGGCUGAUAAGGAGGAUCAGGACGCCUCUCUCGAAGGCCAAGAAGGCCAUCGUAUCAUGAAGCAAGUAGACGAUAUGCUAAAGUUGGUGCCCAAGGUUGCCGGUGACAUCUUGAUCGAUGGAAGCAAUAGCGCGCCAACACACACAUCCGCUGAAGCAGGGCCACCGGAGAUUGAAGGAUCCUUGGACUCACCGCCCGCCUACGAGCCCCCAGCGACAGAGCCUUCAACUCUUUCACCCUCUGGUCCUUCCACCUCAUCACCUCCAGCCGCUCAGGGCAGUAGCUUCUGGGACUUGACUUCCAUUAAGCAGUCCUUCAGCGCACUUACAGCUGGCCUUCGGUCCAAGCCAGACCCCCUCGUCAGCGCCCUGUGUGAGGCCAGUCGCCGGGGGGAUGUUUCACAAAUGGCCGGCCUUCUCAAACACGGCGCUAACAUUGACGGCAAGAAUGAGGACAGGGAAACGCCCCUGCAUUGUGCUAUCAUGGCAAACCAGGUUCAAGCGGUUCGCCUGCUCCUGGCUUCGGGAGUAGACUUGAAGACCUGGUCUAAAAUGCCCGCCAUGUUUCUGGCAGCAUCCGUGGGGCAUAUCAGCAUCGCCAGAAUGUUGCUUCAGCGAGGCGGCCCAGGCGCCGAUGUCAAGGCGAAAAAUGUAUCUGGCCAGCAGUACUUUGUCGACGUCGUGGGUAGUGGAAACAUCGAUGGGGUGCGCUUUCUUUUGGAGCACGGUGCCGACGCAAGAGUAAAGAGCAUUUCCGGUCGGCCCGUCGUUGUGCAGGCGGCAAGGAAGGGGAGUCUAGGGAUGGUAAAAUUACUGUUUGAUUUUGGAGCCGAUGUUAAUUCGGCGGACGUCGCCGGCGCCUCCCUUGUAUCGUUGGCUCUCGAAAAGUCAGACAUGGACUUGAUGGAGUUGCUGUUAACGAGAGGCGCAAAGCCCAACUCCCGUCGCGGUGAUGGGGAGCGUGUACUCGCGACUGCGAUUUCGAAGGGGAAGAUUCCGUUUGCGAAGCGCCUGAUGCAAGCGGGUGCGGAUGGAAACGUUGAUGAUAUAACGGGACAGAAAGCCAUCAUCAGUGUGGUCAAGGGUAGUAAGAUUGAGAACAAAGAAAAGGUUGAGCUUGUGCGGAUGCUUCUACAGAACGGGGCGAAAGCGACGUCAAAGGACAUAUUCUGGCCCCACAUGCGGGCUCUCCCACUUGCUGUUGACAACGGGGUCGAUGGAGAGGUUAUCGCGAUGCUACUUCGACACGGGGCGGACAGCACUAACACACUACACAAUGGAGAGACCCCUCUGACCGAGGCUAUUAAUAAGGGGAGGGUAGAUCAGAUCGAGGCUUUAUUGGCGAACGGCGCUGACCCGAAUCUUGCGAACAAAAAUGACAAGACACCCCUCAUCCUGGCAUUAGUGAAACAGGAUCUGGGCCUGGUACGGCUGUUGAGGCAGCAUGGUGCGGAGUUGGACUCUCCCGGACAGUCUGCACGGGAGUUUGCGAUGACCCUCGGCCAGCCGGAUAUUUUACAAGUCUUAGGACUAGGACCAGCCCCAGGCUCAGAUCGGGACUGGUAG